UUCCGGGAAGCAGCUACGGCGGCUGCGCAGGGUCUUUUUUUGUUGUGGGCGCAGCAUCCAGAGCUUCCAUGAUCCCCGGACACAGGGAUAGACGCUGGUGACAAUGGCUGAUGUUUCACUGUAUCUCACUGGCGUUAAUGUCUCCAUAGGACAGCCGUCUCUCAGUCCAGGUAAGGACUUUGAGAGUGUGGAGCUGGGGGAACUGGACAACAAAGGAGACAACCAACAGCAUCAGAGGGAGAAAGCUCCACGCAGGAUUAUCCACUUCUCCAGCGGCGAGACAAUGGAGGAGUACAGCACUGAUGAAGACGAGGAAGAAGACCACGAGCCCGAGAGGAGGGAUUUGCUGUCCUCCCCAGCUGAUGUGGUGAGGAGGGAUGAGUCCAAGAUGACUUGGGGUCCAUACUUCUGGUUCCACAUGUGGAGAGCUGCCACGUCCACCAUCUCAGCAUGCGAUUACCUCGGAGAAAGGAUGGCCUCACUUUUUGGGAUAACAUCAGCCAAGUAUCAGUACGCCAUCGACGAAUACUACAGGAUGAAGAAGGAGAGGGAGGAAGACAAGGAGGAAAACUAUCUGUCAGAGGAAGCGGAACGAACCUUCAACAGUCGACGCUCUGUGAAGGACGAGGACGAGCCAACCGUCCUGAGGUCAGAGACGCUGCCUGCUCGACACAAUGUCAGCAUUCUUGGGUCAGACUGGGUUUCAGCGGUCACAAAUAACACGCCACGCAGUUUUGGCCCUCGCUGUUACUUGUGUAUGAAAUAG
Messenger RNA from Cynoglossus semilaevis (tongue sole), 766 nucleotides. RefSeq names its product protein FAM177A1-like. The coding region runs from base 104 to 766 and encodes 220 amino acids. The transcript is spliced from 6 exons. The record is from RefSeq and is a predicted model, not a curated record. NCBI's taxonomy places the organism in Eukaryota, Metazoa, Chordata, Actinopteri, Pleuronectiformes, Cynoglossidae.